GGCCCCUCCCCCCAAAUCCAGGUUGGGGGGCAGAGGGACGCCGGCCUAGUUUGCGGGGCCGGGACGUUGGGUUUCUUUCCCCGGGUGAGGAAGGUUGGAGUAGAGGCUUCCUCUGCCUCGGUUUCUCCCCUGGGGGUGAGAAUCUGCCCCUCCUCCAGCACCCCGCAGGACGGGCCCCCGCUUCCCCGCACAGGACACCCCAAUGCCCGCUUGCGUCCGGCUCCCGGGUCUCUGACACUGGGGACGCCGCGUCCCAAGGCUCAGCUCUCCCGAGCCCUCAGUGUCAGAAGCCCCAGCGUCAGUCUCCUUGUUAGACCCCCCCAUACCCCCCGCACCAAAUCCCCGGGUCCGCCCCCCAUGUCCCCUAAUACCGGAUGCCCACGUCCCGAAGUCAGCUCUUCAGUGUCAGAGACCUCCAGGCUCCCCAGCAAAUACCCCCGGGCCCCCAACGCCCCCGCACCCAGGUGGUGAAUCAAGUACAAGGAGUCAGGCGGACCCUUCCUGUCUGCGCAGUCCUGGGCACCCCCUGUGUCUGCCUCAGUUGUCUCAAAUGCAAAGUAGGAAUCAUCCCAGCACCUGCCAGCCCGUGGUUGUGAGGAGCCAGUGAGGCACAGAUAUGCCCCUCCUGCGCCUGGUCUCCCAGCUCUGCCAGCUCCGGCCCCGAUGCCCUCCUUGUGCCAGGUCCCUCAGCGUCAGUCCCUGCCAGAGGGCAAGACAAAGUAACUACUAUGAGCUCCUGGGGAUCUGUCCCGAUGCCAGCAUGAAGGAAGUCAAGCGCGCCUUUUUUGCCAAGUCCAAAGAGCUUCACCCCGACCGGGACCCCAAGAACCCUGCGCUCCACAACCAGUUCGUGGAGCUGAACGAAGCCUACCGGGUUCUGAGCAAGGAAUGCAGCCGGCGGGCCUAUGACAACCAGCUCUCCCUUCGAGGCUCCGCGCCACCUCCCGGCCCCGCCCCCCGGGGGGCCCGCCCCAGCUACCGCCCCCCCUCGGGCUCCAGCUCCUGGUCCUGGGCCGAGGCUGACGCCCGCUACUGGGGGCAGUUCCGCAGGGUGCGCCCGGAGGACUUCGUCGGCGCCCGGCAGAGGCAGCAGAAGCAGAACCACCGCGUGCUGGGCUACUGCCUCCUGCUGAUGCUGGGGGGCAUGGUCAUGCACUACGUCGCCUUCAGAAAGCUGGAGCAGGUGCACCGGAGCUUCAUGGACGAGAAGGACCGCGUUAUCAUGGCCAUCUACAAUGAGAGCAGGACCAGGGCCAGAGCGAACAGCGCCAGGCUCCAGCAGGAGAAACUGCAGAAGGCUCAGAGCCCCCAGCCGCGCCCCGAGAAGUGACCCGCGCCCCUUCUUCCCUCCGCCGUCCGAGGGGCCGCGCAGACUGACG
Molecule: messenger RNA, 1379 nt
Organism: Sarcophilus harrisii (Tasmanian devil)
Lineage: Eukaryota; Metazoa; Chordata; Mammalia; Dasyuromorphia; Dasyuridae
Gene: DNAJC4
Product: DnaJ heat shock protein family (Hsp40) member C4
Exons: 7
Coding region: 617-1330 (237 amino acids)
Source: RefSeq, a predicted model, not a curated record